GCCCGGCGCCGCAGUUCGCCCACGUGACCGCGCCCGGCCGGGCAAGCGCGGCAAGGAGCCCACAGCGGCACGGCGAAGGCGCUCCAUUUCCCCCGCCCCGCCGAGCGGAGCAGCGCCGCGAGAGGGCGAACGGCCGGCGGGCGGGAGGCGGAGUGCAGCGACGCUAUGGCACAGGCCCAAGGUUUUGGGAGAAGAUACCUUAAAGCCUUCUUUAAAGGUUUCUUUAUUGCUGUUCCUGUAACCGUGACUUUCCUAGAUAGAGUUGCCUGUGUAGCAAGAGUGGAAGGAGCGUCAAUGCAGCCUUCCCUGAAUCCUGGAGGAAGACAAGCAUCUGAUGUAGUGCUCUUAAACCACUGGAGCAUUCGAAAUUACGAUGUGCAGCGUGGGGACAUUGUGUCGUUGGUGUCUCCUAGAAACCCUGAACAGAAGAUCAUUAAACGAGUGAUUGCUCUUGAAGGAGACAUUAUCAAAGACCGAGGUUACUGAGGAGUUUGAUGGUUCACAUUAAGAGAGAUCUCACACAGUGUCUCACAUAGAAGAGGACUAAGUUUUGUAAUGCCUAUCAAAGCAAUUAGAGAACUGCUGCAUCUUCUUCCAAAUGAAGACAAAAUUCUACUGCAUGUUUUUAUAUUGUUAUUUAGACAGUUAAGUUGAUAGCAUUGUCUAGUCUUUGGCUGCAGUGUUUAUGUUUCUGUGUUUCCUUAAACUGUUUGUCUAAAAAAACCUUAGACAUUUUGAAGGGCAAGUAUUUGAGAAAGUUGAUAAACCUGUUAUGCUGUUGUUUCGUUGGCUGAACUUCUGUAUCUCUUUAAAGAAAGCUUUUAUUUCUUAACAGAUUACCAGACAUAUCUUGUCUUUUUCUGGUGGGAGAUAUUGAUGAUGUUUGAACAGGUUCAGACAGAUUAGCUUCAGAUACGUUCUUUUGGGAUCUCUGUUAAAUGGAGUCUGAGAAUUUAGGUCAUUUAUUGAUGUAAUAUCAAAUACCUGAGAACUUUUGAACUGUUUCCCUCUGUCAGCUCAAAUAUUCUUUAUUAUUAAUUUAUUCAUUUAACACCCCUCUCAAAUAUAGAUUUAUUGUUGCUUUUAAAUUUUUCAUAAUUAUUUUCCUUUGGUCUUGGCAAGUUAGAUUUAAAUUGUUUCACUGUUACAAUUAGUAGCAUUCUUAAUCUUUUUUCGAUCGUUCAUGCUUGAAAUUAUCUGAACUUGGUAAAAAUAGCAUUUAUAUAUGUGUGUGUGUAUAUUGUCGAAGACUUCCUAAAUUCUGGAUUUUUGUGCCCAUUGUACAAGGGCUGAGGAGGUAGGCUUAACUGUGAUGUCUAUAGCUGGUUACAUGCAUAAUCUCUUAUUGAUAGCUUUCUUUUUUUAACUUAAAUUUUUGAAAGAGAGGAAGGCAAGGAAAGAAAAAAGAGAUCUACCCCAGAGGCCACUUAAAGAUGAAGAGAAUGGGACGAGCCUCUUCUGGGCUUUUUCUACAGUGCCGUGGUUGUUGCCCUGAACACUUUCAGGGCAGUGACUGCAGGUUCUCCAGGACCAACUUGGCCUCUCUGCUGGUUUCUGUUGAUGGUGCUUUUUGCAGCAAGCUGUUCAGGUGCGGAUUUUGCUCCCAUUUAACUGGUUGUGAAGCUUUGUGCAUUUAUAUUUCUGGAUCUUGCUCCUGGGCUAUUUAUAUAAAAGUUACCUAUUAGCAUUAUCUACUAAUUUCUACAUAUUCCUGAGUAUAAAUUUAUAAUCCAAAACCUACAAAGUGAGAGGUAAAAUGCAUUCACAAGAAAACCAACAUCAUAGACGUAUCAAUGUCUUCAGACUUGAUUCGAGCCCAUGAGGACAAAAGCAUUUGGAUGUACAAGGUAAAAAUAUUGCAUCAGUGGUCUUGGAGUAUGUCAGUGAAUGACUAAUAAGUCAAAAACAGACUUCAGUGCAAAAAGUGAAAUGCUGUAGGGUUUUAAAUAGAAAAUAAAUGUUAAAAUACAGGACAGAAGCUCUCCCUUUCAUUUUUCUGUGGUUAAUGUGAAUUUGUGUUAUAACUAUGCUGAAAAAAAUCAAAGAUCAUUUCAUAGGAAAUGUGAGACUCAGUAUUUGAUAUGAAGGCUAAAAGACUCUGCAUGAAUAGAACCAUUUACAGUAAGGAAAGUUUUUGUUUCUUCUCUUAGUAGUGGCUACUUUAGGGCUUGAAAUCAGUGUUUCCUCCUAUGCAUGCUUUCCAUGUUGUAUAUUCAGUGCUGGAAGAAAAUCAUAUAAUUUGUAGUUAAACUUAUUGAAUCCGAGGACUUCUGUAAUAAACGAUUGAGAUCUGAAUGAUGAAA
Molecule: messenger RNA, 2303 nt
Organism: Numida meleagris (helmeted guineafowl)
Lineage: Eukaryota; Metazoa; Chordata; Aves; Galliformes; Numididae
Gene: IMMP2L
Product: inner mitochondrial membrane peptidase subunit 2
Exons: 5
Coding region: 166-486 (106 amino acids)
Biological process (GO): mitochondrial respiratory chain complex assembly
Cellular component (GO): mitochondrial inner membrane peptidase complex; membrane
Molecular function (GO): serine-type endopeptidase activity
Source: RefSeq, a predicted model, not a curated record